CUCAAGAUUACAGGUUGGGUCUGCUAGUCUGCGACCAGCACAAUGUGUGGCUUACACAUUUGUCUGUUUUUUCUUCUGACAUGUUUCAGCCAAGAAGCGCUGGCGAGUGAGAUCAUACAUGGUAAAAAAGUGCCGGAUAACUUAAUGCUGUACAUGGCCUCAGUGCAGAACAACAAUGGUCAUAUAUGUGGAGGAUUCCUUGUCAGUGAAGACGUUGUGGUCACGGCUGCACACUGUAACAAACACAAGCCUUCAAGUGUUGUACUUGGGAACCACAAUCUCAAGAAGGCUCGCAACGGCACAGAGAGAUAUGAUGUCAUCAAGAGAUGCGUGCACCCAGAUUAUGUGAAAGUAUCAAAGGGUAAUGACAUCAUGCUUCUCAGACUGGCUAAGAAACCUCAACUGGGCAACAGAAUACAACCGGUUCAGCUUCCAAAGAACAAGAAUGAUGUAAAGGAUAAAUCAAAGUGUCGUGUAGCUGGAUGGGGGAAAACAAAAACAGGCGGUCACACUAUUGAUGUCCUGCAAUCGGUGGAGCUGCCUGUCAUUGACCUGAAAGUCUGUUCCACACAAUGGAAAGAAUUGAAAAUUAAUCUCCCUGCCAAUGUCAUCUGUGCAGGUGGAUAUGGAACAAAUAAAGGAUUCUGUCAGGGUGACUCCGGAGGCCCUCUGGUGUGCGGUGGUACAGCAGUUGGUGUUGUGUCUUUCAACAUGGGAGGAAACUGUGACUACCCAAAUGUACCCAACGUCUACACAGAUGUAUCAAAAUAUCUGCCGUGGAUCAAAGAAAUUCUCAAGAAAAAGAACUUUAACAAAGCACUCUGUGGCGUACUUUCCUGAUGUUGCAGAUGUAUCUGUGUGUUUAAAGAAUAACAUGUACUUUAUCUGGAAUAUGGAAUAAAAAGCUUUAUUUCA
Solea solea (common sole) is the source of this 915-nucleotide messenger RNA. RefSeq names its product duodenase-1-like. NCBI's taxonomy places the organism in Eukaryota, Metazoa, Chordata, Actinopteri, Pleuronectiformes, Soleidae. Gene Ontology annotation, molecular function: serine-type endopeptidase activity. The transcript is spliced from 5 exons. The coding region runs from base 43 to 840 and encodes 265 amino acids. Gene Ontology annotation, biological process: proteolysis. The record is from RefSeq and is a predicted model, not a curated record.